UUUAAGGUCGUUGAACAAGUCGGUCACAAACCACCUACUUGUGAAGUCGGUCCAAGAACUCCCAAGGUCAAAUACGGAACGUUAAAAAAUAAAUUAUGAAUUUUUAUUCAUUAUGUCAAUUUGUUUAAAUAUAUACAUAGCAUAUGUCAGGACUGUCAGGUUGUAUUAAGUGCUCAUUAGUGUUUCUAAUAAGACAAUAGGACAAAUCGAAAAGAAGUAGUCAAAUCUAUAAAAGUUCCUAUCAUUUUUGAUCAGAUAUUACACACAUUGAACAAAAAUGUCUUCUUUGGGAAAGAAACUGGUGGAUCAGUUGAAAUCCCCUGAAUUCAGGAGUUAUUUGAUGAGCACACACUUUUGGGGGCCUGUAGCAAAUUGGGGCAUUCCAUUGGCCGCUAUAGCAGACAUCAGUAAAGAUCCCAAAUUUAUAAGUGGAAAGAUGACAGUGGCAUUGUGUUUAUAUUCUGCAAUGUUCAUGAGGUUUGCUUUGAAAGUUCAACCACGGAAUAUGCUGCUGUUUGCUUGCCAUUUUACGAAUGAGGGUGCUCAAUUGGUGCAACUCACCAGGUGUAUAAAAUAUAACUACUUGGACAAAACGAAAGAGCAGACAGUUGGACAGACAGACAAUCAGAAGAACUCAACAGGGAAAAAAGAAUAAUCGAAUUUUAACUAGGUGCAAUUUCAUUGUUAUGUAUUUUCAAAGAACAUAUCAAGACCAUUUUAUUUUAAUUAUUGACGAGUGAGAUGCCACUGUUUAUAUCGACUCCAGUUCUAUUGCUCGUUAUUUUGUGACAGAUUUGUGGUUAACGACUGGGCUACGUUCAUCUUAUAAAUUUUAGCAGAUUGCUGAUUCUGUGAAUGGAAAAAUAAGCUUCAGAUGUUGUCUUUCAGCAAAAAUUAUAGGUGAACGUAAGUUUUUUGAUGCCAACGAAAAGCACUGAGGUAUGGGGAUGAAUGAAAUUGAUAUGUAACUUUUAUGAAAUGGUGUUAGAAAAAUGACAAUACUGUGCCUAAAUUAUGACAAUUUCCAUUUUUGUGAAACAUAUUUUUACACUAAUGAUUUACUGUUGAAUAAAUUUUAUUUUUUGUUA
Leptinotarsa decemlineata (Colorado potato beetle) is the source of this 1088-nucleotide messenger RNA. RefSeq names its product Mitochondrial pyruvate carrier (gene Mpc1). The record is from RefSeq and is a predicted model, not a curated record. NCBI's taxonomy places the organism in Eukaryota, Metazoa, Arthropoda, Insecta, Coleoptera, Chrysomelidae. Gene Ontology annotation, biological process: pyruvate import into mitochondria. Gene Ontology annotation, cellular component: mitochondrial inner membrane.